Molecule: messenger RNA, 1634 nt
Organism: Pipistrellus kuhlii (Kuhl's pipistrelle)
Lineage: Eukaryota; Metazoa; Chordata; Mammalia; Chiroptera; Vespertilionidae
Gene: XKR9
Product: XK related 9
Exons: 4
Coding region: 445-1566 (373 amino acids)
Biological process (GO): phosphatidylserine exposure on apoptotic cell surface; engulfment of apoptotic cell; apoptotic process involved in development
Cellular component (GO): plasma membrane
Source: RefSeq, a predicted model, not a curated record
AGUUAGUGUCACGAGUUUCCUAGGAAGUUAAAUUUUAUAGGUGACAUUUUUUCUCAUAAGGUGGUAUUGGAAUAGUGAUCAACUGUAGGGAUAGAGAUGAACUGUCUUUCAUGCAAGUUAGAGAAAUACGUGGUUACUGAAAGAGUUGGGGAUUUCUUUAUGAGAACUGCUAUAUUUAGUACCUUGCCAUGUAUUGUUAUCGGUAAUGAAGAUCAUUGUGAAACAGAAGAUUGAAUAAAGCCUUGUAACAUUAAACCUAGAUUAGAGAUUUAGAAAAGAAAGUUAAAAUUAGUCAUUUUGAUUUAAGUGUUUCAAUUUCAUAAUAUUUAUUCUUCUAAAUAGAUUUAGAGAGUAGAAAAUAAAAUUCAGUGCUAUAAAAAGCUGUUUUUCUUUCUUUUUGUAUCAGAGAAGAAAGUAGACAACUAAGAGCUAUAGUGAUUCAUAAUGAAAUAUACUAAAUCGAAUUUUAUUAUGUCAGUUGUUGGCAUUAUAAUCUAUAUAACUGAUUUAAUUGUGGACAUCUGGGUAUCUGUUAGGUUUUUCCAUGAAGGACAAUAUGUUUUUGGCAUUUUAACAGUAAGUUUUAUGCUUGUUGGAACACUUGUGGUCCAGUGUUUUAGUUAUUCUUGGUACAAGGCCGAUUUAAAGAAAGCAGGCCAAGAAAGUCAGCAUCGUUUUCUUCUACUUCACUGCUUGCAAGGAGGAAUUUUUACAAGGUAUUGGUUUGCUUUGAAAAAAGGUUAUCAUGUGGUUUUCAAAUAUAGCAACAAAACUGAUAACUUCAUAGAAAAACAAAUUGAUCCACAUAAAGAAGUUAUAGAUGGAGUGACUGAUUUGAGCAUGCUCAGGCUAUUUGAGACCUACCUGGAAGGCUGCCCACAACUUGUUCUUCAGCUCUACAUCUGUCUGGAACAGGGUCAAGGAAAUAUCAGUCAGUAUGCAGUCCUCGUGGUCUCUUGCUGUGCUAUUUCUUGGUCGACUGUUGAUUAUCAAAUAUCUUUAAGAAAAUCCUUACCUGAUAAAAAAGUCCUUACUGGGCACUGUCGAAAAUUCACAUAUCUCUCUUACAAGUUUUUUACAUUAUUAUCUUGGAUGCUGAGUGUUGUACUUCUUUUAUUCUUAGAUGUGAAGAUUGCUUUAUGUCUGUUGUCAUUUCUUUGGAUUUUAGGUAUAUUGUGGGCAUUUAAAAACCAAACUAAGUUUUGUGCUUCCAUAAGUAUGGAGUUCUUAUACAGGAUUGUUGUUGGAUUUGUUCUUAUUUUUACAUUUUUUAAUAUUCAGGGUCAGAAUACCAAAUGUCCAAUGUCUUGUUAUUAUAUUGUAAGAGUACUGGCCACAUUGGGGAUAUUGACUGUGUUCUGGGUUUGCCCACUUUCUAUUUUUAAUUCAGACUAUUUUGUACCUAUUAGUAUUAUUAUAGCUCUUACUCUUAUCCUUGGAAUUAUUUUUCUUAUUGUUUAUUAUGGGACUUUGCACCCAAACAGAAGUAAAGAAAGAGAACCUGAUGAAAUUGAUGGGAAAUCAGUGCAAAUAGAAUGUAGAAUGAAGUAUUUCCUAAUGGACUAAGCUAUCAUUUAUGAGAUGUAUUUUCUUAUUUUAUGUUUCAUUGGUUAGUAAAGAAAAUGUUGUGUGUC